AUGUCAUAUACCGCUCAAAUUGACACUUUUGCCAAUAGGCUUAAAGAAGAUGUUGAUUUCAAAACAAAACAUUCAAUAAUUUCAGAAUUAUCUGAUAUGGUUGAAGCUUUUACAGGUACUGCUGAAUAUGAACAUUAUUUAUCUCAAUUAAUUCCAAUUUAUAUCAAUUUAUUAAAUAAUGUACCAAUUACUUUUAAUAGUCAAUCAAUUGAACAUAAAUUAAGAAAUUCAAUAUUGGAAAUUUUACAUCGUUCAACAAUGAAUGAUACUUUCCAAAAUUAUGCUUUAGAAAUUAAUGAUUUAUUACAUAAAUUAGUUAAAACUGAAAAUGAAGAAAAUGGGGUUUUAUGUUUAAAAAUUUCUACAACUUUAUUUAAAUCAUACAAGACAAUAUUAGCUGAUAAAGCUGAACCUUUUAUUCAGAUAAUAAUUGAAAUGUAUAAAAAUAUGGAUCAAUUAGUUAAAGAUACAUUUGUUAAUAAUAAUAUUGCAUCUUCCACAACAACAGGUGUCACAAAUAAUUCAACUUCUAAUUCUCCAGCAAAUAAUUUUAAUUCUCCAAGACCAAUGUCACCUUCAUUAGAUGAAUCAAUAUCAUCGAGUCAAUCAAAUCAAUUAUCUAAAUCCAUGUUUUCAUUUAAAACAAUUGCAGAAUGUCCAAUAACAAUGGUCACUUUAACUUCUUCAUAUAAACAAUUGGUAACUUCAUCUUUACCAGAUUUUAUUCCAUAUAUUAUUCAAAUAUUACAAACUGAAGUACCUCAACAAGCUGAAGCAAGAAGACAAGUUGAAGAAAAAGGUCAAAGAUUAACUUCGGUUACACCAGCUAUUAAAAAUAGAUUAGCUUAUGGUGAUUUCAUCUUGGGUCAAGUUAAAGCUGCAUCAUUUUUAGCUUAUAUUUUCAUUAGAGGUUAUUCACAAGCUUUAUUAAGUAAAUAUACUGAAAUAAUACCUGGUUUAAUAAUGAGAUUAUUACAAGAUUGUCCAAGUGAAUUAUCAGCUGCAAGAAAAGAACUGUUACAUGCUACUAGACAUAUCUUAACAACACCUUAUAGAAACUUAUUUAUUUCAAAAUUAGAUUUAUUAUUUGAUGAAAAAGUUUUAAUUGGUGAUGGAUUAACUGCUCAUGAAACUUUACGUCCAUUAGCUUAUAGUAUUGUUGCAGAUUUUGUUCAUAAUGUUAGAGAUGAAUUAACUACAGAUAAAAUAUUGAAAACAAUAACAAUGUAUUGUAAUCAUUUACAAGAUAGUACAUUAGCUUUAACUGUUCAAAUUAUGAGUGCUAAACUUUUAUUAAAUUUAGUGGAAAGAAUCAUGCGUUUAAAUUCAAAAGCUGAAGGAAGACAAUUAUUUAUGUUAAUUAUUGAUGCUUUUACAAAAAGAUUUAAAGCUUUGAAUAGACAAUAUCCAAAUAUUAUGAAACAUCAUAAUGAUGUUGAAACAAAACGUGAAGAAAAGGAAAAACAUCAAAAAGAAUUAAUGAAGGCUGAAAAUUUAAGUAAUGAAGAUGAUUUAAGUUCUUUUGUUCGUGAAAAAUUAAUACCUCAAGCUUCUAAAAUUGAAGAAAUCAAGGAUAAAGAUGGUGAUGUUGAAAUGAAUGAUGAUGAAAAACCAAUUGGUAAUGGUGAUAACAAGACUGAAGAAUCAAAUAAAGAAUCAAAAUCAUAUGAUAUUUUUGAUAUUCAAAGAGAGGUUCCAAUUUUGAUUAGUCCACCAAGUCCAACUGAUCCAUUAAAAGAUGCACGUUAUUUAUUCCGUACUUUAUUACAAUUUUUGAAAACGAUUAGUUAUGGUUUAAAAAAUUUUAAUCCACAACCUCCACCAACUCAAGAUGAAGCUCAUAAUCAAAAAUGGAAUGAUUUUGCUCGUGUUUUCUCAAAUGAAGAAGUUACUGUCUUGAGACAUUUAUUCCGUGAAUGUAUAUCAGGUAUGAAAUUUUUUUCAUCAUCUCAUUUAAAUAAUCAAAAGACUCAACAACAAAUUAUGGAAAAUAAACAUAUGUAUGAGCUGGCUGGUCCUUCUCUACCUGUUAGUUCUUCUAAAGAGGAAAAAGAUCUGAUGGAAAAUUUUGCCAUAAUUUUCAUGCAUAUUGAUGCUGCUACAUUUAAUGAAAUUGUUCAAGCAGAAAUUGAAUUUUUAUAUAAUGCAAUGUUGAAAGAAUCUGCUUUGUUACAUAUUCCACAAUUUUUUUUGGCAAAUGAAAAUACAUCACCAAAUUUCUCUGGUAUUUUAAUUUCAUUUCUGAAGACUAAAUUAAAUGAAUUAGGAAGUGAUGAUAUUAUUAAAUCAAAUAUUCUGAUUAGAUUAUUUAAAUUAUGUUUCAUGUCUGUUAAUUUGUUUCCAGCUUUAAAUGAAAAAGUUAUUUUACCUCAUUUGAAUGAUUUGAUUUUAACUUCAUUAAAAUUAACUACAACUUCAAAAGAACCAAUUGCUUAUUUCCAUUUGAUUAGAACAUUAUUUAGAAGUAUUGGUGGUGGACGUUUUGAAAAUCUUUACAAGGAAAUCAUGCCUUUAUUACAAGUUUUGUUGGAAUCUUUGAAUAGAAUGAUUUUAAAUGCUCGUCGUCCACAAGAACGUGAUAUUUAUGUUGAACUUUGUUUAACAGUUCCAGUUCGUUUAAGUGUUUUAGUUCCACAUUUAAAUUACUUGAUGAGACCUUUAGUGCUGGCACUAAAUAGUUCACAAGAUUUGGUUAGUCAAGGUUUAAGAACUUUAGAACUUUGUGUUGAUAAUUUAACUGCUGAAUAUUUUGAUCCAAUAAUUGAACCUGUUAUUGAUGAAGUUAUGGAAGCAUUAUGGAAACAUUUAAAACCACUGCCUUAUCAUCAUCAACAUUCUCAUACAACGUUUAGAAUUUUGGGUAAAUUAGGUGGUAGAAAUCGUCGUUUUAUUAAACCACAUCAAGAUUUAGAAAUUAGUGAUCAAUUACAACAAGAAAUUAAUGCUAAAUUUAAAAUUGAAGGUUUAGUUGAUGAAGCUUCAUUAUCCAUUACACCAGGUAUAAAACCAGCUAUUGAAAUAUUGGAAGAUUUAACUGCUGAAACUCAUUAUAGAGUUAGUGCUUUCAAUUAUAUUUCUAAAGUGUUUUUAUUAUUUAUUCCAUCAACUGAAAUCCCAGAAGAUUUUGCCAAAACAUUAUCAGCAGCUGCAAAUAUGAUUUCACAAGAAAAAUUAGAUACUGAAAAUUCUAAAAUUGAAGGUGAAAUUAUUGUUAGUAAACAAAAAUAUAAUCGUGAACAAGAAUUAGCUUUACGUUUAUACAAAUCAAUAUUUUAUGCUAUUUCAAUACCUGAAACCAAAGAUGAAGCUAGAUCAUUAAUCAAACAUGUUGCUCAACAUUUCACAUUGUUAAGCGUCACUAAAGUCUUGACAGAAAAGAUUAAAAAUCAACGUCCUUUCAAAGUUGAUGAUAAAGAAGGUAAAGUUGUUAUUUCAGAACGUAUUGUUUUUGAUUCAAUUAUUUAUGCUUUGAGUUCAUACAUGAUGGAAAUUAGAGAAGCUGGUAUUGAAGCAAUUAAAACUGUUUUCAAUACAUCUGUAUUGGUAUUUGGCUCCAAAGAAAAAGCUUUAGAAUUUCCGGUAUUACGCUCAUUAUUCAAUGCUUUUGUUCAUUCAAGCUAUGAUGAAGCUUAUUAUAAUAAAUUAGCAAGUUGUUUGGGUCUAAAAACCAUGGUUAAUGAUUUGGGGAUCCCAAUUUCUUGGUUCAAGACUCGUCAAUUUGAAUUAGUUCAUUCAAUGUUUUAUGUUUUAAGAGAUACAAAUCCUGAAGCUCCACAUGAAGUUUGUGAUACUGCUAAAAAUUUGGUAUUGGAUGUUUUAGUUAAAGCUAAUGAAAAUGCGACUGAAGCAGAAGUUCAAGAAAAGGCAUUCCAAACUAUUGUUGGUGCUUUAGUUUAUGAUUUAAGUAAUGCUAAUCCAAUUGUUAGAGAAACUGCACAAAAAUCUUUAAAAGCUUUAUCUGAAGCUACAAAAGUAUCUGUUGGUUCCAUGAUUGAAAAAUGUAAGAGUAUUUUAUUGACUCCAAUUUUCGGUAAACCAUUAAGAGCUUUACCUUUCCCAAUGCAAAUUGGUAAUAUUGAUGCUAUCACUUUCUGUUUAGGUCUUGAAGAUUCAUUUUUAACUUUUAAUGAAGAAUUGAAUAGAUUAUUGAUGGAAGCUUUAACUUUGGUUGAUGCUGAAGAUGAAUCAUUAACAAGUGCUCAUAAAGUCUCUGAACAUCGUACAUCAGAACAGUUAGUUAAAUUAAGAGUUGUUUGUAUCAGACUUCUAUCAUUGGCAUUGACUAAACCAGAGUUUAUUUCAAGUCAACAAGGUCAUACAAGAAUUAGAAUUUUGGCUGUUUUUUUCAAAACACUUUGUGCAAAAUCUACUGAAAUUAUCAAUGCAUCUCAUCAAGGUUUACAACAAGUUUUAUCACAAAAUGCUAAACUUCCUAAAGAAUUGCUGCAAAAUGGUUUAAGACCAAUGUUGAUGAACUUGUCUGAUCAUAAGAAGUUGACUGUUUCUGGUCUUGAAGCUCUUGCUCGUUUAUUGGAAUUGUUGAUCACUUAUUUUAAAGUUGAAAUCGGUAGAAAAUUAUUGGAUCAUUUGAUGGCUUGGGCUCAACCUGCUGUUCUACAUUCAAUUGCGUUUGAAGAAUUAGAAAAUAACCCAACUGUGAAGAUUAUUGUUGCAAUUUUAAACAUUUUCCAUUUACUUCCACCAAAAGCUUAUACCUUCAUGGAAGAAAUUAUUAAAACAUUACAAUAUUUGGAAGAUAAUCUUCGUCGUAAACAAGGCUCACCAUUUAGAGAACCAAUUGCAAAAUUCUUGAAUCGUUUUCCACAGGAAACCUUCCAAUAUUUCUCACAACAAUUCCAUUUAAGACAAUUGGGUACCAAAUUAGCAUACUUUAUCAGAUUGAAAGAAUGUGGGGAUUUGAGAAAAGUAAUCAAAGAAAAUAUUCAUGUUUUCUAUAACAGUGUUUCACAAGAAACCCAAGCGGAAAAUAAAUCAAUCAAAUUUGCUAACUUCAUUGAUUUGGUGGAAAGUAUUGCUGAGGAUGAUGGUGAAUGGUUGAUCGCCCAUAAACAAGUCUUAUUAGACGUUUCUUCAUUAUCACAAGAAAUCAUUACUGUUGAACAAAAUGCUGUUUUAACUUCACCAAUUCAUUUCUGUAUCACACAAGCUAUUGAAAAAUUACAAUCCUUAUUUGUUGACUUUUUCCAUAAAAAUCCUAAGGAUUCAGAUAUCAUUUUAGGGUUUGUUGAUCUCUUAUCAUCUUUGGAUAUCUUGAUCUCUGCUGAUCUUGAAGAUUUCAUUUUUGAAAAAAUUGUCAAAUCUGAUGAUACUGAAACCCGUCAAGAGUACAUGAACAAGUCAAUCUUAUUUGUUACUGAUAAUAAAUCUUUAAAAUCCAAGACAUUCAUUUUGAAACAUAUUUUCAAUGCAAUUGUUAUAAAUGAAGGUUUAUCAAAUGGUAAUUUAGAUGCUUUGGCUCAAAAACCAACUGGUGCGAAAGUUCCUGUUUGGUUAGAUUUGGUUCAUAAUAAAGUUUGGAGAGCUUCAAAUGAAAUGAUCACAAACCAUACAGCAGGCUCUAUUGAUAACUUGAGAUUUGAAUUACUUCAGUUAUCUGCUUUAUUAAUAAAAUAUGCUCCAAGAUUAACAGCAGAUCUGAGAAAAGAUGUUAUCAAAUUCAGUUGGAACUUCAUUAAGUUAGAUGAUGCAUUAACUAAACAAGCUGCUUAUGUUGUCACAUCAUCAUUUAUUUCUGUGUUUGAAACUCCAGUUAAAAUUGUCACACAGGUUUUUGUUGCUUUGCUUCGUACACAUACUGUGGAUUCAAGAUUUUUAGUUAGACAAGCAUUGGACCUUUUGGCACCAGUUAUGCCUCAACGUAUGGGUCAAAGUGGAUCAUCAACAGGGUGGAUCAAGUGGGUUAGACGUGUUUUAUCUGAAAAUAACACUGUUCAAAAUUUGACGGUCUAUCAAUUCUUGUUUCAUCAUGCUGAUAUAUUUUAUAUUGCUAGAGAUCAUUUUAUUCCAAAUAUUAUUACUUAUAUGGGUAAGUUAACUAGUAUGGCAAACCCGGCUCAUGAAAAUCAAGUUUUGGCUAUUGAAUUGGCAGAAUUGAUCUUGAAUUGGGAAACUAAAGCAAGAGAAGAAGCUGAUGUUGGUUCUGUUGGUGAUCAAUCCGCGCCUGUUGCAACUUCAAACUUGACCGAAAAGGAAGAAGAAAAACUAUUAAAUGCUAAUGGUGCUGGAUCACCGGAAAUUUCAGGCUCUGAUAUUACAACACCAAGAGAUUAUCUUGUUCCAUUUGCUCAAAGGGAAGCUUGUGUCACAUUCUUGAUUAGGUUCAUUUGUAUUAGUUCGCAAAGAGCAUCUGAAAAUGAACUUGGACAAAAAGCUCUUCAUAUUCUUUACAAAUUAUUGAGUCCUGGUUAUUGGAAUGAAGUCACUGUUAAAUUGGCUUUCUUCGAAAAAUUCUUGGUUCAAGCAGAUCUUUCAAGCUCAAACCUGUUAGGUUACUGUCUAAAUGCUUUAGAUGUCUUAGGUAUCGCCUUAGAAGGAAAAUCAUCAUCUUGGAUCAUUGAAAAUAUCAGUUUUAUUGAAACAUUAUUGGAUAAAUGUUUACGUUCUGAUAACCAUGAUGUUCAAGAAGGUUUACAAAGAGUUUUAAGAAUUGUUUUGAAAGCUAUUACAGAAGAAAGCAGCUUAGAUGAAAAAGAACAAAACGAGGAAGUAAAAUCUUUCUUGACUUUAUUAACAACAAUCGUCUCUGAAGAUUUACAAAAUACCAAUUCUGUUGCAGCUGGUGUUACUUUGGCUUGGGCUUUAGCAAAUUAUUAUCCGAAGGCGCUUGAUACUCUCGUACAAAGUAUAAUUAGAACAUUUGCCAAAAUCUGUAAGGAUCAUAUUUCAAUUUCACAAACAGAUUCCGCUUCACCACAGGUUGAAUAUGAAGCCAAAAUGACAACAAAGCUUCUUGAAAAAAUUCUUUAUAUUUCGGCUAUGAGAAUUUCUACAUUGGGUGAUCAACGUCGUAUUUUCUUAACACUGUUGGCUCAGUUGAUUGAUCGCUCAUUGGAUGUUCGCUUGCUGAAAGAAAUCAUUGGUAUUGUUAGAGGAUGGGUUUUUUCAACAACUGAUUUAUUCCCUACCACUAAAGAGAAGGCUGCAAUCUUGGUCAAAAUGUUAGUUUUUGAACUGAGAGGUGAAUUGUCAUUAUCAAAAGAAUUUUAUCAAAUCAUUGUUGAUAUAUUUGAAGAUAAAUCUUUGGCUUGUACUGAGUUAACAGUCAGAAUGGAGCAACCAUUUUUGGUUGGUACAAGAUUGGCUGAUGUUGGUAUUCGUGAACGUUUGUUAUCAAUCUUGAACGACAGUUUAGAAAAGGAUAUCAACAAAAGAUUGUACUAUGUGAUUAGAGAACAAAAUUGGGAAUACCUUGCAGAUUACAGAUGGUUGAAUCAAGGUUUACAACUUUUGUAUGGUGCUUUUGAUGGUGAACAUAAAUUAAAGCUAGAGUCAUCUUAUCAAUUUGCUACACUUGACCAGAUUAAUUCAAUUGUUGGUGAUCAAAGAGGUGAUCCAAAAGAAGGCGUUGAAGAAUUGAUCAAGUCACAUGGUGAGUUUUUGGCCACUAUUGGUGAAAUUAAAGCUAAAGAUAUUCUAGCACCUUUGUCUAACUUGUUUAACAAAAGUCCUGAAACUGUUCAUGCUACAUGGGUCAACGUUUUCCCAGCUGCUUAUGCUUCUGUUACUCGCAGAGAGAAAACAAGUUUCAAAGAAGCGAUGGUUUCACUUUUGUCAAAAGAUUAUCAUACUCGUCAAGCUGAUGCACGUCCAAAUGUCAUACAAUCAUUAUUGGAAGGGAUUAACAAAUGUCCUGAUCUUCAAUUACCACCUCACUUGAUUAAAUAUCUUGGUAAUAGUUUCGACUCUUGGUACCAAGCUUUGGAUCAUUUAGAAUCAAUUGAAGAUGAACCACUGGUAGAAAACACAAUUGUUCGUGAAACAAAUCAAGAUGCUUUAAUUGAAAUGUAUGCCACUCUUCAAGAAGAUGAUAUGUUCUAUGGUCAAUGGAGAAGACGUGCUAAGUACUUCGAAACUGGUGCUGCGCUCUCUUAUGAACAAGUUGGUCUUUGGGAUAAAGCCCUGCAACUGUAUGAAGCUGCUCAAAUAAAGGCCAGAAGUGGUGUUUUGCCAUAUGGUGAAUCUGAAUAUUCAUUGUGGGAAGACAAUUGGAUUUUGUGUGCUGAAAAACUUCAACAUUGGGAUAUUUUAACAGAAUUAGCUAAACAUGAAGGUUUCACUGAUUUACUACUUGAAUGUGGAUGGCGUGUUGCUGAUUGGACUGCGGACAAAGAACCUUUGGAACAAUCUGUUAAGACUGUUAUGGAUGUACCAACACCUCGUCGCCAAAUCUUUGAAACAUUCCUGUGUCUUCAAGGAUAUGCUCAACAGAAAGAAACUCUGCAAGAUCUUUCCAAACUGUGUGAUGAAGGUAUUCAAUCAGCUUUACGUAAAUGGCAUGCUCUUCCAAAGAGAUUUAGCAAUGCACAUAUUCCUUUGUUACAUUGUUUCCAACAAUAUGUUGAAUUUAUGGAAGCAAGUCAAGUCUACGGUUCUUUGUUAACUACAAAUGCUCAAAACUUGGACAAUAAAUCACAAGAGCUGAAAAGAGUGCUACAAGCUUGGAGAGAACGUCUACCUAAUGUUUGGGAUGAUAUCAAUAUCUGGAACGAUCUUGUUACUUGGCGUCAACAUGCAUUUGGUGUUAUUAACAAGGUUUAUAUGCCAUUUAUUCCAGCAUUACAACAAGCUAAUGGUAACUCCAAUGCCAACAGUUAUGCUUACCGUGGUUAUCAUGAAAUUGCUUGGGUCAUCAAUAGAUUUGCACAUGUUGCUCGUAAACACAAUAUGCCUGAUGUUUGUAUUAGUCAAUUGACUAAAAUUUAUACAUUACCAAACAUUGAAAUUCAAGAAGCUUUCCUAAAACUUAGGGAACAAGCAAAAUGUCAUUAUCAAAAUGUCAAUGAGCUUAACACUGGUCUUGAUGUCAUCAGCAAUACUAAUUUGGUCUAUUUUGCAACUCAACAAAAGGCUGAGUUUUUCACUUUGAAAGGUAUGUUCCUCUCCAAACUGAAGGCUCAAGAUGAGGCUAAUCAAGCAUUUGCAACUGCUGUUCAAAUUGAUCUAAAUCUGGCUAAAGCUUGGGCUGAAUGGGGUCAUUUCAAUGAUCGUCGUUCAAAAGAAAAUCCAACAGAAAUGAUUUAUGCAAAUAAUGCAAUCAGUUGUUAUUUACAAGCUGCUGGUUUAUACAAGAAUGGUAAAGCAAGAAAAUUAUUGUGUCGUAUUUUGUGGUUGAUAAGUUUAGAUGAUUCAACUGGAACAUUAUCAUCAGCGUUUGAAUCUUAUAGAGGUGAAGUUCCUGUUUGGUACUGGAUCACUUUCAUUCCACAAUUAUUAACAUCACUUUCACAUAAAGAAGCUAAAUUGGUACGUCAAAUUUUAAUUCGUAUUGCUAAAACAUAUCCUCAAGCUUUACAUUUCCAAUUGAGAACCACAAAAGAAGAUUUUGCUGUUAUUCAAAGACAAGCAAUGGCUGUUGCUAAUCGUCAAAAUGGUGCUCAAGCAGAACCACCACGUCCUGCUUCAACUGGUCUUCGUCAACCUUGGGAAUAUGUGGAAGAAAUAAUGGGUAUUUUGAAAACUGCUUAUCCAUUGUUGGCCUUAUCAUUAGAAUCGCUUGUUGAUCAAAUUAAUCAAAGAUUCAAAUGCAGUGCAGAUGAAGAUGCUUAUAGGUUGGUCAUUGCAUUAUUGAAUGAUGGUAUUCAAUACUCAAAUCGUUUACCAAAUCCAAGAGAAGAUGCUAAGCUGCCACCAACUACUGAGGCCAAUAUAACUAGAUUUGCAGAUACUGUUUUACCAAGACAUAUUAGAGCUGAAUUUGAUAAGGAUUUUGUUUCUUCAAAACCAAAUUUGGAAACUUAUAUAACCAAGUUAAGAAAAUGGAGAGAUCGUUUAGAAGAUAAAUUAGAUCGCAGAUUCUCUAGUGUUAAUCUUGAAAGUGUUUGUCCACAUUUAAGUGAAUUUCAUCACCAAAAAUUUGAAGAUAUUGAAGUUCCAGGUCAAUAUUUGUUGAAUAAAGACAAUAAUUCACAUUUUAUUAAGAUUGAACGUUUCUUACCUACAUUACAAUUGGUUAGAGGUACACAUGCUUGUUAUAAACGUAUCAAAAUUCGUGGUCAUGAUGGUAGCUUGCAUCCAUUUGCUGUUCAAUUCCCAGCUGCACGUCAUUGUAGACGUGAAGAAAGAAUAUUCCAAUUAUACAGAAUAUUCAAUGAUACAUUAUCAAGAAAAGUUCAAACACGUCGUCGCAACAUUCAAUUGACUUUACCAAUUGCAAUUCCAUUGUCACCACACAUUCGUAUUAUGAAUGAUAAUGAAGCUGUUUCUUCACUUCAAGAAAUUUAUGAAGAUUAUUGCAGAAAGAACAAAAUGAAUCGUGAUCAACCAUUAUUAUAUUAUAAUGAAAAUAUGAGAGCUGCUUAUGAUCCUCAUCUUCCAAAACCAGACAUUAUGAGUAUUAGAGUUGAAAUUUUAAGUGCAAUUCAAUCAUUAAUUGUUCCAAAUAAACUUGUUAAAAAUUACUAUGCUGGGUUAUACACUAAAUUUGAAGAUUUUUGGUUGUUCCGUAAACAAUUUACUUCACAAUAUGCUUCAUUUAUUUUUAUGACUUAUAUGAUGAGUAUUAAUAAUCGUCAACCUCAUAAGAUUAGUAUCAAUGGGAAAUCAGGUGCAGUUACAACAUUUGAAAUGCUGCCAACUAAACUGGCAAGUAGUAAAACUAAUACCAAUUUUUAUGCAAAUAGUGGAUUAGAUGUUUCAGCACAACGUGCAGCACCAAUUUUCUUCAAUGCAGAAAGUGUUCCAUUUAGAUUAACACCAAAUAUUCAAACAUUAAUUGGUGAAGCUGGUUUAGAAGGUAUUUUAUCAGUCCAUGUUUUAUUAAUUUCUAAGGCAUUAACAGAACCGGAAUCAGAAUUAGAAACUUUCUUACCAUUAUUUGUUCGUGAUGAAGCUAUAUCUUGGUUUACUCAACAACAUCGUCCAUCUGCAGAUGAACCUCAAUUACGUGAAAUUGUUCGUGUCAAUGUUGAAUUAAUCCUGAAAAGAGUUCAACAAUUAUGUAAUGUUAAUAGUGCAAGUUCUGUUACUACUCAACAUAUCUUAGAUUUGAUUCAACAAGCUGUUAACCCAAGACAUUUAGCUGCUUCUGAUUCAUUAUGGAUGGCAAGUUUAUGA
Molecule: messenger RNA, 11292 nt
Organism: Hansenula ciferrii
Lineage: Eukaryota; Fungi; Ascomycota; Saccharomycetes; Phaffomycetales; Wickerhamomycetaceae
Gene: TRA1
Product: histone acetyltransferase TRA1
Exons: 1
Coding region: 1-11292 (3763 amino acids)
Biological process (GO): regulation of DNA-templated transcription; DNA repair
Cellular component (GO): NuA4 histone acetyltransferase complex; nucleus; SAGA complex
Molecular function (GO): protein binding; transcription coregulator activity
Source: RefSeq, a predicted model, not a curated record